AGCAAUUUUUCCGGCCCAAGCCACACUGGCUCAAGCUCCGGGGCUCUGGCCUACCACGCCUGACGUUUGCGAACCGCUCCCGUGAUGGCGCGCUCCAGCUUCGGUGCCCUGGCCCUCGCCGCGGCGUCCGCGUGGCUGCUGGCCGCGACCCUCUCGCCGGCCUUCGCCGGCACGGGCGCCCAGCCGUCCUCGGCUGCCCGGGGCGACCGCGUGGCCAGGCAGGCCGGAAGCGAGAUCAUGCUCACCGCACCGUCGAUCGGCGGCCGUUACCGCGUGGUCAUCGACGAGAGCACCACGGUGGAGUCGUGCCUCACCAAGUUCAGGAAGAUCUUCGAGAUCGACCAGGACUUCCUCCUCGACAAGGACUUCAACGUCUACCUGAAGGAGGACGAGGACAAGCCGAUCUCCGGCAAGAUCUCAGACCACACCAAGCUGCGCCCUUGGGGACCCGACGGCAUCGAGCUCCACAUCUACUACGAGCCGAAGUGAGCGAGCUCGCUCGCCCGCUGGCAGGGCUGAGGACAAUGUUUUUGGCUGGGCACAGAAAAGGA
This is a messenger RNA of Prorocentrum cordatum, 551 nucleotides long. Lineage: Eukaryota; Dinophyceae; Prorocentrales; Prorocentraceae. The record is from the annotation of a GenBank genome assembly.